This is a messenger RNA of Onychostoma macrolepis, 2191 nucleotides long. Its product is annotated as interferon alpha-inducible protein 27-like protein 2A. The transcript has 10 exons. NCBI's taxonomy places the organism in Eukaryota, Metazoa, Chordata, Actinopteri, Cypriniformes, Cyprinidae. Gene Ontology annotation, biological process: apoptotic signaling pathway. Gene Ontology annotation, cellular component: membrane; mitochondrion. Bases 143 to 559 code for a protein of 138 amino acids. The record is from RefSeq and is a predicted model, not a curated record.
GAAGAAGAAGAAGAAGAAGAGUUUCGGUUUUGUUACGUCAUUAGGCUACUUCUUGUAUACAAGGGACUUUGUUGUUCCGCAAAUUAAACACAACUCCGUGUGCAUGAAAACACCCUCAUCGUUCUGUAUGAUCUUUUAAAUCAUGAAACGCAGACUGUUCACCAUAAUUGGGGUCACAACUGGGGCAGUUGGUGCGGUUGUAUUGGCCCCGGUGGCGCUCACCAUGGCUGGAUUCACCUCCGCUGGUAUAGCAGCAGGUUCUCUGGGUGCCAGCAUGAUGUCUUCAGCAGCCAUCGCCAAUGGUGGCGGUGUGGCUGCAGGAAGUCUAGUCGCUGUCCUCCAGUCUGCAGGUGCUGCUGGACUGACUGCAGGUGCGACAGCAGCUGUGGCAGCUGUGGGUGGAGCAGCAGGUGCUGUAAUAGGCGGAGCUGUAGAUUUGUUCUCUCGUUCCAAGAGGCGACCUUCAGAUGGAGAUGACGAUGACGAUGACGAUGGAGAUGACGAUGGGGAAGGGACAGAGAUGAAUUUGCUGGAGAACAAAGAGCUUAUGCCAAAAUAAGGACUUCUGUUAAUAACUGAUAACAAUGUAUUUGUGUGAGCACUUUGUAUUUGUAUGCAUGUCAAUUUUAUGCUUGUGCAAUUAAAAUUCCAGGGUAGCACCUUUCAGUAUGAAUGCAAGAAAUUGUAAUCAUUGUAAUUAAAAGGAUUUGUGUCCUUGAAUAUCAUACAGAAUUUGGAUUUGCCUUCUAUUUGAAGUUGGCCUUACUGAUUCUGUUACUUUCCUGUAAUACAUUAAAGCUGCUUUGAAACAAUCUAUAUUUUAUCAAGCACUACAGACUUGAUUAACUGUCAUUUGUGGUGUAUUUCUGUGCGCAUAUAGUAUGUGGCUAUUUCAAACUCAUUUGCUACUUGCCAUUUUCUCGCCUGCAAUACUGCAAUCCGGCCAGCACUCUCCAUUUCUAGUAAGUCAGACUUUUGUACAGCUUCUCUCAGCAAUGUUUCUCGUCUAAUAGCUGUUUUGUCCUUGUAAUUUGAACUACAUAAAUUGGUUGGUAGGCUACGCAGUAAGCAAACAACUGAUGAAUCAGACCAAUGUGAUCUAUCUGCCUCCCUCCGAUGUUUGUCUAAAGUUCCGCUCUGUUUGUGAUUUUGGUUUCCUUUCUUGAAAAGCCUCCUCCCACUGAGCUAUCAAGGCAAAUGAUCCAGAGUUUAGAACAAAUUAAAAAUAUCCAGUUUGUGUGCUUUAGCAGAGUCCAAGAUGGAUUCCUUACAUGGCAGUUUUCUUCCGUCCUCUCUAUAAUACAGCCAUCUGACCAGAAAGCAGGUUAUGUGACAGGACACACCCAAAAACAUGUAAACUCCAACCCUCACACAUAAGCAAGUCCAAGGCUGUUUUAGUUGACUUAGGAUGGACCCCUGUACAAUUAUCGCAGCUGGCGCAGGAGCAGUCGCAACAGUUGUUGCAGCUCCUUUGGUUCUAGGAGCGGCAGGUUUCACCGCAGGUGGAAUUGUUGCAGGUUCUUACGCCGCCUCUAUGAUGUCAGCUGCUGCUGUCGCUAACGGAGGAGGGAUCGCAGCUGGAUCCGCGGUGGCAGUUCUUCAAGCCGCUGGUAUGGCUGGAAUCCCUGUUGCAGCUCAGGCUGUCUUAGGUGCCAUCGGCGGCACUGUGGGUGUAGCUGUGGGUGGACCAUUGAUAUGCAGUGCAGGAGCCACAGGUGCUGUCGCAAGCGGAGGUAUCAUGGGCACUGUGGGAACUGCCGUGAGCUCAGUUGCCAGGUUAAUUGGCAACUGCACUGCGUAAAUGCCCCAAAAGGCCCUUCAGAAAAUUUAAGGAUUCAUAAAGAUAGACAUAGCAUUUAUCUAAUCUACAACCACAAACAUGGGCACUAUUAAACUGUUUUUAAUAUAAUAAUAAUCUUUCUCUUCUGCUGUAGAUUCUGUACUAAUCUAGCUUUCUACUUUAAACUUAAUGUUUAACUUAACGCACCGCACACAUUGUUUGCUCUUAUGAAAUAUUGCUUGUGAUGUCUGUAUAAAAGCAUCUGCUAAAUAGGUAAAUGUAAUCAUAACAAAAUUGACUUGGCUAACAUUGUACAUGAACUUUGUCCUUGGGGAAAAAUCUGUAACAUUAAGCUGUUUUAAUUAAGCUGUUUAACACUUAAAUGAUUUAAAUACAUUUUAUUAUGACUAA